This is a messenger RNA of Strongylus vulgaris, 828 nucleotides long. The record is from the annotation of a GenBank genome assembly. Lineage: Eukaryota; Metazoa; Nematoda; Chromadorea; Rhabditida; Strongylidae.
AUGAGUAUUACCGACGGAGAGGAAUUCGCAAGAGGCCAAGGAUAUUCCAUGGAAAUCAAAAGAUGCAGAUGGUAUGGCUUUAUAGAAGCUAUUCUCGGAAAAGGAUGCCAUCUACCCCAUCCAGAUCCUUACGAUCCUUCUAUUCUCAAAUACAUCUUCAAACCGCCACCGCUACAGUGCAAUGGACUCCAGUACGAAUUUACAUACCUUUCUAACGAUGGAUGCCAGCUACCCCAUCUAGAUCCUUACGAUCCUUCUAUUCGCAAGUACAUCUUCAAACCGCCACCACUACAGUGCAAUCGACUACAGUACGAAUUUACAUACCUAUCUAACGAUGAACCAGUCCAACCCGGAUGCGAAUUUGUUGAAACCUACUGCCGAAGGAACAGCUUUCCUAGGUCUACCAUAUACUACAACAACCAUAAUCAGAUCCUUGAGAGGGGUGAAAAGUCGGUUGUAAAAGCAUCACGCAGCAAAAAGAACGUUAUCGUCGUGGUGAUAGACUCAGUAUCGCAUUCGAACUUUAUCAGAAAUCUGCCGAAAAGUUUGGAGGUGCUCAACACCCUAUACAAAUCCUACAUUUUCGACGGGAUGAACAAAAUAGGCGAUAAUUCCUUUCCAAAUGCAGUUGCCUUCCUUGCAGGGAAAAAUCAUGCAACUGAAUUCGGUAAUGUUUACGGUCACUUCGACGAUCGCCCUUUAAUUUGGAAAAACUUUGAGAAGGCUGGUUAUACAACAUACUAUGCUGAAGAUUUCGUAGAUUUCAAUUUAUUCACCUAUCUCGCCAAAGGAUUUCGAAAGAAACCUGUACAUCAUUACCUUCGGUAA